This is a messenger RNA of Marchantia polymorpha subsp. ruderalis, 596 nucleotides long. The record is from the annotation of a GenBank genome assembly. NCBI's taxonomy places the organism in Eukaryota, Viridiplantae, Streptophyta, Marchantiopsida, Marchantiales, Marchantiaceae.
GGAUGCUUCGAGAUGCGAGACAUUCAUAUUUCUACAUCUACGCAGGAUGUAUAUGAUAUUCAACAGAGUACGUAAACUACGAAGCUCGGACAUCGACAUUUUACAGUGCGCUGAAACAGUCACGAGACCAGAUUCUGAGGAUCAACUAUUUCCAAAUACUCAUCGGGUCACGGAAGCUGUAAAAUGCUGAAAUGGACCUACUGAGCUUUGCUGGGGUUAUCCCCAUGAGAGUUCCAUACAUGUACCUACUGCCGCUUGUGUCCUGUCGUUCAUAUAAUUACUUUCAGAUGUUCGUUUCUCUAGGGACAUUUCCGUUGAUACAACGGGUGAAAUUUUUCAAGUCAUUCAAAACUCGAUUAAAACUACUGAUGAACGGAUACAUUUUCUUCCUAGUCCAUACCUUGUGGCAUUGCACCAGCCACAAUCUAACAGUCAACAGUUUCUGAAAUUUGACGGCUCGCGAGACGGCCGAUAACUUAUUGCACCUUAUUCAGCACUUGCUCAAUGGGAAAACACAAUAAACCGUCGACUCAAAGAACUCGUCAGGCGCGCCUGGCAAGCGCCUCAUAUCACAACUAGUCCCAUGAGAUUGUCAG